This is a messenger RNA of Biomphalaria glabrata, 691 nucleotides long. RefSeq names its product protein LSM12 homolog A-like. Bases 101 to 646 code for a protein of 181 amino acids. The transcript is spliced from 5 exons. Lineage: Eukaryota; Metazoa; Mollusca; Gastropoda; Planorbidae. The record is from RefSeq and is a predicted model, not a curated record.
UUUUCGAUCUAGUAAAAAAAAAAAAAAAAAAAAAACAUGACCGUCUAGAUUACUCUAGAUCUAGAAUCUAACCUAGAUUAAGAUUAAAUUUAACCUGAUAAUGAGUCUCGAAAACGGCGAAUUUUUCAGCAUCGGUAGUGUGAUAAAAAUUGUUGACUGUCACCAAGAUACAUACAAAGGUGCUGUUAGAUCAUUCGAUUAUGCUACGAAAAUCCUGUCUAUAGAAACACCUUCUCGAGAAGUUGCACAGCUUUCUGACAUUUACAUCUUUAAUUUGGAUUAUGUUGCAAACAUUGAAAUUCUAGAAGACAAACAAACACCUGAACCAUUACCAUAUAUAAAUGUAUCUAAGAUCUCACAAAAGCUUAGUGAGCAAGAACAAAACAGAUUGAAACAAAAAAAAUUUAUUGGAAAAAAUGUGUCUCCUGAAGGACAAAGACUUAUGAACACCAUAUCAAAAACAAUAAAUGAUUGUCGAUGGGAUGGGCCAAAUAUUGUUGUACUGGGAGAUGUGACAAUCAAACCACCUUAUGGACCAAGAGAUCUGUAUUGUGCUGAAGGAUGCAAGGCACUGGCACAUAUCUCAAAAAUUGUUGAGAAACACCAUGAGGAAGAGGCUAAACGUGGCACGCCUUCUCAACGUUAGGGAUGUUUUGGUGUAAAUUACUUUAUUAAAAAAUGUUUAUUAAAA